AUGUGGAUCCAAAACUGCUCGAGAAGGAGACGUAUAGGAGGUCAUCCAUUUGCGAAAACACUGGAAACAUUUCGUCACUGGAUCAAGCAGCUCUGGUUUGCGCAAUACUCACGAGCGCGAGGCAUCCCUGAUACAUCAGGAUUCGAGCACAUCUUCAUGGGCGAGUUUAAAAAAGGCGAAGUCAGUGGUAUGCACUCAUGGCUGCGAUAUUACUUGCUCGAACGGAAUGCAUCGCAACAGCUUCAUUAUCUUGGCUUCAGCGCUAGACGAGCUAAUGUAAUGGCUACAGUGAAAUUCACAUGGAAAAAUAAUUUGAAGCCGAGUGGGUCAUUUUUCAUCGGAAGCAGUCCGGAGUUCGAAAUGGCGGUCGACACGCUUUGCUUCCUUACCUCCCGGCCCCGUGGUCCAUGCAAAUUCGAACUGGAACAGUGCCCGUUCUCGAUGACCAGUUACGAUUUGAUCCAGAAAGAGAAACUUUACAUUGGCACGAUUUAUCCCACUGCUGGAAAGAUGACCGACACGUGUCGUCGAUGUAACAUUAAUGGUGCCAAGAACUGUAUGUGA
Messenger RNA from Gongylonema pulchrum, 564 nucleotides. The record is from the annotation of a GenBank genome assembly. NCBI's taxonomy places the organism in Eukaryota, Metazoa, Nematoda, Chromadorea, Rhabditida, Gongylonematidae.